AUGGAUUUGGAUACUGAUGACAGGCAGCCGGAACCACAGGACAAGGACAAGGAGAAGGAAAAGGAAGAGGUUCAACCCAUGACCAUCGACUCGGCGGUAAAGGGUUACUUAUGUGAUGUUUACAUCAUCUCUAUCAUGUGCAACGAUCAAGAUCGCUCAGAAGAUGUGCGCAAUUACAGUCACGAAACACCAAUAAUGCCGACCCUUGACAAAGAUGGGCGAGAGCCAUCUACGUCUGAGGCUUACGCUGGCGCAUUCUAUGGCUAA
This is a messenger RNA of Cylicostephanus goldi, 267 nucleotides long. NCBI's taxonomy places the organism in Eukaryota, Metazoa, Nematoda, Chromadorea, Rhabditida, Strongylidae. The record is from the annotation of a GenBank genome assembly.